Molecule: messenger RNA, 3978 nt
Organism: Lepus europaeus (European hare)
Lineage: Eukaryota; Metazoa; Chordata; Mammalia; Lagomorpha; Leporidae
Gene: CCSER2
Product: coiled-coil serine rich protein 2
Exons: 11
Coding region: 313-3462 (1049 amino acids)
Biological process (GO): microtubule bundle formation
Cellular component (GO): microtubule cytoskeleton
Molecular function (GO): microtubule binding
Source: RefSeq, a predicted model, not a curated record
CGCUCCCUCAGGCCGCGGACGCGAUGCUGGGUGCUGCGGCUCGGCCGGCGGGAUCGGCGGCGAUGUGACGGGCGGCCUCUCGUCUCCCCUUCCGUCCUCGGGCCCGCAGGUCGCUGGGCGACCCGCAACCGAGGAGGCAGCGCGAUCCCCGCACGGCUGCCCAGCCAAUUAGGCUUGCUGUCCCCAGACUAGGCCUUCGCAGUGUGGAAAUUACUGAUGCACGGACUCUUCUUCGUGGCCCCAGAUUGAAAUGCUGGUGUUUCACUCCUAUAGAUUCCGUCAAACUGUAAGAACAAAUGCACCUUUUAGCUCAUGGAAGAAAAAACACAAAUCAAGACAUUUUUGGGUUCCAAGUUGCCAAAGUAUGGAACAAAAUCUGUAAGAAGUUCACUGCAGCCAUUACCAAAUGGAACACCUGUUAACUUAUUAGGAACAUCCAAGAGUAGUAAUGUCAAAAGCUACAUUAGAAAUAAUGGCUCUGAUUGUCCAUUGUCCCAUUCAUUUAAUUGGAGAAAAGCAAAUAAGUACCAGCUUAGUACACAAAGUGCUGAAGAUCCUAAGAAUCCUAACAAUACUCAGAAUUCACAUGAUAAAUUAAUUGAUCCUGAGAAACAUGCUCCUACUCAAGGAGUGUUUGAUAGGAAUGGGAUAAAGGGAGGUUUGAAAAGUGUUUCUUUACUUACAUCAAAGUUAGCAAAGCCACCCACUAUGUUUGUGUCAUCUGCAGAGGAGUUGAACCAGAAGUCUUUUUCUGGACCAUCUAAUUUGGGUAAAUUCACCAAAGGCACGUUAUUGGGAAGGACUUCGUAUUCCUCAGUCAGUGCUCCCAAACCACAGUUGAAUGGAUUUUAUGGAAACAGAUCAGCUGGUAGCAUGCAAAGGCCUAGAGCUAACUCUUGCGCUACCAGAAGCAGUUCUGGAGAAAGCUUAGCCCAGUCCCCAGACAACAUUAAAUCUAUUACUUGUGAAAAAAUGGUAAGGUCACAAAGUUUUUCCCAUUCCAUUCAGAAUUCAUUCCUUCCACCCUCAUCUAUAACCAGAUCACAUUCCUUCAAUCGAGCUGUAGAUCUUACAAAGCCUUAUCAGAACCAACAGCUACCCGUUAGAGUGCCUCUGCGGUCAAGUAUGCUAACAAGACAUUCCCGGCAAUCAGAAGUACUCAAUGGGAAUGAACAUUUAGGAUAUGGAUUUAAUAGGUCUUACGCUGCUGGUGGAAAGAAGUUGGCUUUACCAAAUGGCCCAAGUGUAACUUCCACUUUGGGUUAUAGGAUGGUUCAUCCCACUCUACUGAAAUCUAGCCGACUUCCAUUUCCUGGAACUAUCACAGUUGAUAGUAAUAAAAAUUCAACUGCUGACACUUGUAUAGAGGAAGAUGCUACAGUUUUGACUAAGGACAGAACUACUGAUAAGGACCAAGAACUAAUUGAAAAUGAAAGUUACAGAACGGAAAAUGGCCAGACCAUGAAACACGAUGGUAAAAUUAGAUACCUGAGUGAUGAUGUGGAUGACAUUUCCUUAUCUUCUUUGUCGUCUUCUGAUAAGAAUGAUUUAAGUGAAGACUUUAGUGAUGAUUUUAUUGAUAUAGAAGACUCCAACAGAACUAGAAUAACUCCAGAGGAAAUUUCUCUCAAAGAAGAAAAACAUGAAAAUGUACCACCAAAGGAUAUAUUUGAUUCUUGCAAGGAAAAUGAAAAAUCCUUCAGUAAAACUGAUGAAUGGAUUGACAUCAGUGUCUCUGACAAGAGUGAAUGUACCAAACACACUUCUGGGAAUAACUUGAUUUCACCAGAUACAGACUAUAGAGCUGGUUCUUCAUUUGAGCUAUCUCCAUCUGAUAGCUCUGAUGGUACCUACAUGUGGGAUGAGGAGGGCUUGGAACCCAUUGGAAGUGUCCAUCCUGUUGGGAGCUAUGAUUCCUCCGAAAUGAACAGCAUAGAUAUUCUGAAUAAUCUUGAAUCAUGUGACCUUGAGGAUGAUGACCUUAUGCUUGAUGUGGAUCUGCCUGAGGAUGCUCCUCUUGAAAAUGUGGAGUGUGACAAUAUGAACCGUUUUGACCGAUCAGACAGAAAUGUUCGGCAGUCUCAGGAAGGAUUUUGGAAAAGGCCACCCCAGCGGUGGAGUGGACAGGAGCACUACCAUCUCAGCCACCCUGACCACUAUCAUCACCAUGGAAAAAGUGACUUGAGCAGAGGCUCUCCCUAUAGAGAAUCUCCUUUGGGUCAUUUUGAAAGCUAUGGAGGGACCCCCUUUUUCCAGGCUCAGAAGAUGUUUGUGGAUGUACCAGAAAAUACAGUGAUACUGGAUGAGAUGACCCUGCGGCACAUGGUCCAGGAUUGCACCGCUGUGAAAACUCAGUUACUCAAACUGAAACGUCUGCUGCAUCAGCAUGAUGGAAGUGGUUCAUUACAUGACAUUCAACUAUCAUUGCCGUCCAGUCCAGAACCAGAAGAUGGUGAUCAAAUAUAUAAGAAUGAAGAUUUAUUAAAUGAAAUUAAACAACUUAAAGAAGAAAUAAAGAAAAAAGAUGAAAAAAUCCAACUAUUAGAACAUCAGCUUGCAACUCGGUGUAACUGCCACCAAAAAUCUAAAGAGGAAAAAUGCACUUACGCUGAUAAAUACACCCAGACUCCCUGGAGAAGAAUUCCUCCUCAAGUACUACAGCCUUCCAGCAGCCUUCCCAGACCCACAGAUCACGCCCAGGGAAAACUAAUAAAGCCGCAACCUACCGAGGCCCGCAGUGAGUGUGCAGCCCAGGGCACGCAUCAGGGCAUCGCACCUCUGGAUGAAAGCUUUACGCACAGCUUACGGCAAGAAAGCAGCUGCGGUUUGGAAGACCGGCCUUUUCCAUCAAGCCCACAGUUCAUGAUGGAUGUGGCUAAGAGGACACCUUCUGAAGCAAACUUGAACGUGACCGUGAAUGCUCAAGAGCCUUAUCAUUUGGCAAAGAAUCAACCUAGUGACAUGCAGUUUGUAGCUACUUCUCUUCAGACAGCUCCUCAAUCAAGUACAGUAGACCAGGCUGAGAGAGUUGGACGAGAUCAGUCUCCACCAGUGGGCUACCCUUCUCAGCCCAAGUCUUUGCAGCUUUUAAAGCCAUCCAUUCUGAAUUCUUUGGCACCUCCUCCAGAUUCGGAAUCAUCUCCAAAUCGGACUCCUCCCACUUGUAAGAAGUCACUGAUAAUCGCACCAUGUCAUUCAGCAAAACUUCAGCCAACAUCUAGUCCAGCAAAUCUUGCAAGUAAUCUGAAAGUGUCUAAGCUCCGCCCCCCUUCCUGCUCUUUCAAACAGAAACAAGUAACCAUCCCCCGAAUAGAGCCUCAAAACGUCCAGGCCAAGACCAGCAUCCCAAGGCCACUCACACGACAAAAAGAAAUCAUGCAGAAUCCGAAUGGCAACUUGCAUUCUGGGGAUUGUUUGGCCUCCAAUCGUUAUUCUCGUCUUCCUAAACCAAAGAUACAUUAAGUACAUAGCCAUCACCUGCCACUUUGUGUUUUGAAACACAGUCUUCUGUAAUAGCUUUACGUACAGUUUACUACCACGGUGGAGGUUCCAUUGAAAGCCUGCAAAUCUUACAAUUAAAAUGUGGAAGUUUCUACUAGUUGGGCUCUUCCAUUUAUUUUAUAGCCUGGGCUGAAGUAUGUACCAGUUGAGCAUCUUGUCUCAGGUAAACACAAGUUUGCUUACCCAUCCCAGAGGUCCACCAAAGGCUGUCACCAUGUUAUCCACCUGCUGUACAUCAGAAAACUCACAAUAGCCACUUAGCAGAUGAGUCCUGUUAAGUCCGUAUUUCUUGUGGUUGUCCGAACCUCACCCCUUCCCACUUGUCUCUCCUGUGAACAUGGCUACUAUUGGAACUAAAGACGUGGUGAUCAUGGACGAUGGUCGUCUGUAAGCAGAGUUCUGGCCAGUGUUUUGUAUAUUUAAAGGUCUAUGCAAAAGCUUUGUGAUGAAUAAAGGAGAUCAGGCUUUUAAUGGGAA